GUUUUUUCAUAAUUGUGACAAAAGUAAAUGAACAAUGAAAACGACUUAAACAAAACUUGAUGAACUUUAAAACCCAUGAGGACACAAUUUUUCAAUAAAAAAUUGGAAAAAGAAAAAAGGACACAAUUUUCCAACUUUUUGUAUAGCCGCAGAGAAAAAAGGCCAUUGAAAACCUCAAUCACAGUGAAGGUCUAAUGGCUUCAAAUCCAGAUCAAGAAAAAAAAACCUACAACAAAAAGCUCAAUCUCAUUGAGUAUUAACAAAUGACAAAAAGAUGCAAAAAGAAAAAGGUAGAUAGUUUUUAUCACCUGGUGGGUCAUCAAAGGAAACAAAUUGCAGUCCAUUUUUGUGAAAUUGUGCUGGUAAAUAGCCAAGAUCAUCAGAAGCCCACAUAGCAAAUAUCCAUGGCGGCCUCUACUGUUUCAGCUCCACCAAACCCUGCUUCAUCUCUCUUCGCGGCAAUCGACAUGGGAACCAACUCCUUCAAGAUGCUCAUCGCACGCGCAUAUCCGAACGGCAAAUUUUUCACCGUCGAACACCUCAAAGAGCCCGUGGUCCUUGGCCGUGAUACCUCCUCUGACGCUGCUCCUUUCAGGUUCUCAGUCAACUCCGAGACCCGUGCAGUCGAAGCCCUGCAAGGGUUUCAGCGGGUCUUGAAGUCCUACAAGAUCAGCGAAGCUCGAACCCGUUGCGUAGCCACCGCUGCGGUGCGUGAAGCUGUGAAUAAAUUCGAGUUCGCAGAGCGUGUGAAGGAAAAGACUGGACUUGAAGUCGAAGUGCUUCCCGGUGAAGAGGAAGCGAGGCUUGUGUAUCUGGGUAUGCUUCGGUUUUUACCGAUAUACGAUAAACAGGCAUUGGGUGUGGAUAUUGGAGGUGGGUCUACUGAAUUCGUGAUUGGGAAGCAAGGGAAUGUGAAAUUCCGUGCAUCAUUGAAGUUGGGUCAUGUCAUUUUGACCCAAAAGUUUGGAAACAGUAAUGAGGAAGUGGAAAGUAUGAGGAAGUAUAUAAGGUCGGUAAUUGAACAAUCUGGUCUGGUUGAGAACAUAAAAAAGUGUGGUUUUGAAGUGGCUGCUGGGUCAUCUGGUACUAUCCGAGCGGUUGAGGAGGCUGUCUCUCACGGAUAUGCAAGUGCAAGGGACAACUUUGAAGAUGUGAAGGUGUUUGGGGAGUGUAAAAGGGAGUGGAAAUUGAGUAGAGGAGAAUUGGGAGGUAUUGUUGAAAGGUUGUGUGGUGGAGGAGAGGGAGAGAAGAUAAGGAAAGAUAAGUUCUUUAAAAGGCGCUCGGAGUUUAUUGUUGCUGGGGCCGUGUUGUUGGAGGAGAUAUUUAAAGCUCUUGAAAUUGAGGAGGUGGAGGUUUCUGGGUAUGCAUUGGCAGAAGGUGUUCUUGCAGAGAUGUUGAUGAAGGCUUAUGAUAUUUGUGAUACGAAUGAUAAUGGGAGGUGGUGUUCUGUAGUGCAGCUUGCAGCAAGGUUCAAUAACAAGAAGAGGAUGAUAGCUGCUUCUCAAUGUGCUAGCAUUGCAAAGGAUAUUUUUGAAGAUUUAAGGAGAUGUACUGAACUUGCUGACAAUCAAGUUGUUGGGUCUUUAGAUGACAAGGAUCUUGAAUAUCUCGAAGCUGCAUGUAUGCUUCAUAAUAUUGGGCAUUUCACUGGUAAAAAGGGUUUCCAUAAACAGUCUUACCUUAUCAUCAUGAAUGGUGACAGUCUUCGUGGUUAUAGCACUGAGGAAGUCAAGUUGGUAGCACUACUCGUGAGACAUCACAGGAAGAAAUUACCAAAGCUGGAUCAUGCUUCCUUUAAGGAAUUUCCAAAAGAGUUGAAGAAGAAAUUGAAUUUUCUAAGUGCGAUUGUACGUAUAUCCAUAGCACUAUGGCAACACCGAUGCAUGAACUGUCCAGACGGGGAACAUUCUUAUUCUUGUGAAGGUUUCAAACUGGCAUAUAAAGUUUCAAAGGAUCAAAAUUUUUUGCCUAGGACUGUACAGCCUUUAGCUGAGAACAUUGGGGAAGAUUUAAGGAAAGAGUUGGAACACUUCAAGAUGGUUUUCCAUCAAGAUUUGUUCCUUGUAGUUCCUCCGAGCACUUCAUAAAAUGAGAUAUUGCACAAGUGGGUUGUUAAAUGGUGUCUUACAAAAAUUCAUAAAACCUCAGCCCUUUUUUAAGGCUACAUCCUUCUAUAAUGUUGUUUAAUAAUUUCAAAGUGGUACGUCAGUCUGUUGAAAAGAAAAUGGUUGCGCAUUUCCUGGAAUGAACAAAGCCAGAACCUAUAUGUUCAAGCGAAGAGAAGAAGAUCCAUUAAAUUUUCUUUUGAGGCCUCUACUGUAGCGCUGAGAUUCUAGAAUGCCAGAUUUCUUGAACCACAACUAUUCAGCCACGGUCCUGGUGAUAAUCGAGCUUUUAUGUUUGAGUUGGAAAAUCAACUUUUCGUCAUACCUGAGAGAUAUUGAGUGCUUAGCUGGAAGUUCCAACUGGCACAUGUGAGGAACACCGGUAGCAAAACAAUUUCUGAUGACAUUGCAAUGAGGGAACUGUAGAGGUCAAUAGGCUAAAGCUUUGGAGUGCCUAGGAUGAGAGAAAUUGUGGAUUUGCAGCUGAUAUGGUAGCCACAGUCAGCAAUAAAUACUUGUGAAGCAAAAGUGCAUAUGAGAUUGUUGUCAUGUAUACCGCCCAAAAAGCUUGCUUGUUUCUCACUUGUAUCCAGGCUUAUUUUGUUUGGAUAAAGAGAAAAAGGUAAAAUUGAAAAAGAAAAAUACCUUUUUAUGUUUCUGUCAGUUUCUGAAUUCUGUAUCAAGAUCCACCAUUACAUAUAGAGAGUAAAUUUAAAAAUCCUUAACUCCCCAAUUAGAGAUUUUCCCUUUUGUUUUGUUUUCUAUAAUUAUGGCAUAAAAAAUCAAACAUCUGUACUGGGAAAGUUGGGUCAUUGCUGGCUUAACAUUUGUGUGCUUUUUGAUUUCUUUAUCUCAAAUAAUUGAUGCA
Molecule: messenger RNA, 2973 nt
Organism: Ziziphus jujuba (common jujube)
Lineage: Eukaryota; Viridiplantae; Streptophyta; Magnoliopsida; Rosales; Rhamnaceae
Exons: 9
Coding region: 405-2087 (560 amino acids)
Molecular function (GO): pyrophosphatase activity
Source: RefSeq, a predicted model, not a curated record